Molecule: messenger RNA, 1271 nt
Organism: Phaedon cochleariae (mustard beetle)
Lineage: Eukaryota; Metazoa; Arthropoda; Insecta; Coleoptera; Chrysomelidae
Source: the annotation of a GenBank genome assembly
AUCAAAAGAAAAUAAACAAAUAACAAAAAAAAAACAAAUAAUUUAGUAUGUCAAUAGAGUAUAAAUUGUGUGUCCUAUCAACAGUUCAAUCAGAUGAAUUAAGCAAUUGAGCCAAUUAAACGACUAUUUGCGAGUAGAAUGAUGUAUCCAACUCCCAUGUAAUUGUUAAAAGAUGAUAAAUUUUGCCUACACAGUUCAUCAUGUCUGGACAUGCAGUUGUUGUGUGGGAAUAUGAAAUCCGAUCAGGCUAUUGGAAGCCCUACAGUCCUGCAGUGAGCCAACAUUUGGAAAGAGCAAAUGCUAAACAAUUAACAAGAGUCAUACUUUCUGAUGCAGAUCCUGCUCUGCUAAAUUAUUUUGUCAAUUUAAGAACUUUAACACAAGAAUUAGAGGAGUCAGGUAUAAUUCAAACAGAGCAAGGUACUGAAAAGUGUUAUAUUUCAGAUGAUGUGGUUCCAGUAAGGAGAAAAUGUUACUCACCAUUAUCACCUGCAGGGAAAGGUGCAAGAUGGGAGUGUGCUGCUUCCGACCAUGGUACAGAAUGGCAUCCUUUUGAUAUGGAUAUACAGUGCUUGAUAGAAGAAGCAUGGGCAAGGGGAGACCAAAUGCUGGACAUGAGUAAAACUCACUUAGGCUUUCCAUAUUUGAUUAACUUUAGCAAUUUGACACAGAGAUGGUUGACUAAUGGUUAUGUAAGAAAUGUUAGGAGAACCAAGCAAGCUCCUUAUCCUCUUGUAAAAGUCCGUUUAGAAGAAUUAACUCCUGUCACAGGUCGAAGACCAGCUGAGAGUUUAAAAUCAUCUAGAUCUUCUAAUGUUGCACAAAAAUCUCAUUCAAACAAAGUUAUAGGAAGCAGUGCAGCUCUCAACCAAACUGACAGUAAUAAAAAGAGUACCAGCAAGAAGAAAGCUGGUAAUAAGGGGAAGAGUAAUCAUGAUACUACCCCAACCAAUUUGGCUAGACAGAUUUUAAACAAUUUGAACAUUUUUGGUCACCGAUCGACUAGUAGCGCUCCCUCUCAAACCAGCGACAAUCGGACGCUGUUGGACGCCGAUAGCAGCAGCACGAAGUCUGGUCGUAGGCCGAGUCUUGAUACAGUCUCGACCUACCUCAGCCAGGAGAGCAGAGACAGUCAGGCGACCGCAUCGACUUCGGAUCUGAUCAAUUGCGGGGCCAGCGAUGACGGGGUGAUGGAGGAUUUGCCCUCGAUCGUCGGUGAGUAUUUUUUUCCACCGCUAAUCUCACAAAUGGCUCAAGUUUCGUUUAGCUGA